AAGAACUCUGAAUAAAAAUGAUAAACACUGUGUGCAGCAUAUUUAAUUAUUUAUAUUUUGCAUUCCCUCCGCCCUUCGAGGUUGCAUGGUAACGGGUUUGCAAGAUUGUCGUGUUUUCUGAAUGUAAACUGAGCUUCACUUGUGUGUAUUUUUAUGUCUACGAAUGUGUGUUUAAUCGUAGGGGUUAACUAAUAAAUGGCAUUCUGAUAAAUUCACUACUUGAGUAGUUUAAAAGGCGUUGGACUUGGACUUUGUGUUUAUAAAUUUUCGUAUAAAUGCUCAGGAUGACUAAAGAAAAACUGGAUGUUAUAAUAUUUGGUGCAACCGGGUUUACCGGCAAAUAUACUGUAUUUGAAGCGGCAUCAGUGCUGGGAAACUUACGUUGGGGUAUUGCCGGUCGCAAUCAGGCUAAACUCCAAUCUAUCCUAGAGGAAAUGGGUGCAAAAGCUAAACAAAAUUUAAUGGACACACCCAUUGUUAUUGCGGAUGUAGGUAAUGAGGCAUCAUUGCUGGCAAUGGCACAACGUUGUCGUGUAUUGGUCAAUUGUUGCGGACCCUAUCGUUUCUUUGGUGAGCCUGUGGUACGUGCUUGCAUAGAAGCCGGCACACAUCAUGUGGAUGUUACUGGUGAAACACAGUUUAUGGAAAGUAUGCAGUUGAAAUAUCAUGCUAAAGCACAAGAACGUAAUACUUACAUAGUGUCUGGCUGUGGCUUUGAUUCAAUACCAUCCGAAAUUGGUAUUUUAUAUGCAGAGAAAAAUUUUGAUGGCACUAUUAAUUCUGUAGAAACAUACUUGAAAACAGUUCGUAAACGUAGUCCUAAAUCUGCUGGCAUACAUUAUGGAACAUGGGAAAGUCUUAUACAUGCUAUAGGUCAUCUACACGAAUUAAAAGAUAUACGUCCGAAAUUGUUUAGUGAAAAAUUACCAAAAUUUCAACCUAAAGCUCAGCGCCGUCCACCGAUUUUCAAAUCUGAAGUUGUCGAUCGAGUGUGUUUACCAUUCCCUGGCCCAGAUUCAGCAGUUGCUGCUCGUACACAACGUUUUCGCUAUCAAUUCGAACGUAAACGUCCUGCACAGGUAAAUAGUUUUGUAGCCUUUGGUUCUUGGAUAGAAGCAAUUAUUGUUGGCUUUAUGGCUAUCGUGUAUGGUAUUAUGGCACAAUUUUCAUUUACACGUAAAUUACUUUUGGACUAUCCAAGACUUUUCACAUUUGGUUUUGUUUCACAUGAGGGACCAUCUGAAAUUGUAAUGAACAAUACACAUUUCUCAUUCACUAUAAAAGCACUUGGCUGGCCUAAGUCUUCAAAUUUAGCUGAACCCACCGAUCAAUAUAAGGAUGCACCAAAUAAAUCAGUGGUUGUUAAGGUUUCUGGUACAAAUCCUGGCUAUGGAGCUACAUGUGUUGCAUUACUUUCUACAGCUGUUACAAUACUGAAAGAAAGCGAUAAAAUGCCAUCAACUGGUGGAGUCUUAACACCAGGUGCCGCCUUUGCUAAAACUAGCAUUAUAGAAGAAUUGCAAAAGCAUGAACAUGGACUUAAAUUCGAAGUUUUAAAUAAAUAAAUUUUAAAGCGUGUGACGGAUGGUUAUUUGGAAACGGUUAUGGUUUAAAAUUAUCAUACACAUACAUACAUACUUGUUAAAAAUUAUACAAUAA
Messenger RNA from Teleopsis dalmanni, 1659 nucleotides. RefSeq names its product saccharopine dehydrogenase-like oxidoreductase. The record is from RefSeq and is a predicted model, not a curated record. The transcript has 3 exons. Gene Ontology annotation, biological process: glycolipid biosynthetic process. Bases 276 to 1565 code for a protein of 429 amino acids. Gene Ontology annotation, cellular component: lipid droplet; mitochondrion; plasma membrane. NCBI's taxonomy places the organism in Eukaryota, Metazoa, Arthropoda, Insecta, Diptera, Diopsidae.